Molecule: messenger RNA, 6304 nt
Organism: Suricata suricatta (meerkat)
Lineage: Eukaryota; Metazoa; Chordata; Mammalia; Carnivora; Herpestidae
Gene: RALGPS1
Product: Ral GEF with PH domain and SH3 binding motif 1
Exons: 19
Coding region: 66-1823 (585 amino acids)
Biological process (GO): Ras protein signal transduction; positive regulation of GTPase activity
Cellular component (GO): plasma membrane
Molecular function (GO): guanyl-nucleotide exchange factor activity
Source: RefSeq, a predicted model, not a curated record
GACUUCUCCGGGCAGGUUAUGUCACCGACGGAGGCUGCCCUGAAGCUCCCUGCGGCCCGGAGACUAUGUACAAGAGGAAUGGUCUGAUGGCUAGCGUGUUGGUCACCUCUGCCACUCCACAGGGCAGCAGCAGCUCAGACUCUCUGGAGGGCCAGAGCUGCGACUAUGCCAGCAAGAGCUACGAUGCCGUUGUCUUCGACGUCUUGAAAGUGAGUCCCGAGGAGUUUGCUAGCCAGAUCACGUUAAUGGACAUACCUGUGUUUAAAGCCAUCCAGCCGGAGGAACUAGCCAGCUGCGGAUGGAGUAAGAAGGAGAAACAUAGUCUCGCUCCCAACGUUGUGGCCUUUACCCGGAGGUUUAACCAGGUCAGUUUUUGGGUUGUACGAGAGAUUCUAACAGCACAGACUUUAAAAAUAAGGGCAGAAAUCCUGAGCCAUUUUGUGAAAAUAGCCAAGAAACUUCUAGAACUCAACAACCUUCAUUCUCUCAUGUCUGUGGUAUCAGCACUGCAGAGCGCACCCAUCUUCAGGCUGACAAAAACCUGGGCUCUUUUGAAUCGAAAAGACAAGACAACCUUUGAGAAAUUGGACUACCUGAUGUCCAAAGAAGAUAAUUACAAGCGGACCCGGGAAUAUAUCCGAAGCCUGAAGAUGGUUCCCAGUAUUCCCUAUCUAGGUAUCUAUCUUCUGGAUUUAAUCUACAUCGAUUCUGCGUACCCUGCCUCAGGCAGCAUCAUGGAAAACGAACAAAGAUCCAAUCAGAUGAACAAUAUUCUCCGAAUAAUCGCCGAUUUACAAGUUUCCUGCAGCUACGAUCACCUCACAACCCUGCCCCACGUGCAGAAGUACCUGAAGUCCGUGCGCUACAUUGAGGAGCUCCAGAAGUUUGUGGAGGAUGACAACUACAAACUGUCCCUCAGAAUUGAGCCCGGAAGCAGCUCUCCGAGACUGGUCUCUUCCAAGGAAGAUCUUGCAGGCCCCUCCGCUGGCUCCGGUUCUGCGAGGUUCAGCCGGCGGCCCACCUGUCCCGACGCGUCUGUGGCCGGUAGCCUCCCCACACCCCCUGUCCCGAGACACCGGAAGAGCCACAGCCUGGGAAACAAUAUGAUGUGUCAGUUGAGUGUAGUUGAGAGUAAAAGUGCGACAUUCCCGUCGGAGAAGGCGAGGCACCUGCUGGACGACAGCGUCCUAGAGCCCCGCAGCCCCCGCAGGGGCCUCGCCCCUGCCUCCUCCUCUGCCGUCACCAAUGGACUCUCCCUAGGCAGUAGUGAGAGCUCAGAGUUUAGUGAAGAGAUGUCUUCAGGGCUGGAAAGCAGGGGACGUCUCUAUGCCACCCUGGGGCCCAACUGGCGCGUUCCAGUUCGGAAUUCUCCCAGGACCCGGAGCUGCGUCUACAGCCCCACGGGCCCGUGCAUCUGUACGCUGGGGAGCUCAGCCGCCGUGCCCACCAUGGAGGGUCCUCUGCGGAGGAAAACUCUGCUCAAGGAAGGACGGAAACCCGCGCUGUCCUCGUGGACCAGGUACUGGGUCAUACUCUCGGGAUCCACCCUCCUGUACUACGGAGCCAAGUCCUUGCGGGGCACCGACAGAAAACACUAUAAAUCCACACCCGGCAAAAAGGUCUCCGUCGUGGGCUGGAUGGUGCAGCUUCCUGACGACCCCGAGCACCCCGAUAUCUUCCAGCUGAAUAACCCCGACAAAGGCAAUGUUUACAAGUUCCAGACUGGCUCCCGGUUCCACGCAAUACUGUGGCACAAGCAUUUGGAUGACGCGUGUAAAAGCAACAGGCCUCAGGUACCUGCAAACCUUAUGUCAUUUGAAUAAGUCUCUGCAGGACUUGGCGUGACUUCAGAGGCUUCUGGGAGCCCAGCCUGGGACUGGUGGCGAAGCGCACAUCCUGGGCACAGGCUUUUGGCCAGGGUGCUGGGUGACUCACGGCCGGACUCACGGGGACUCGGCCUGCGGCCUCACGGUCCAGAGGGCUCUGCCAGUGCAGGGUCCCCAGCGACUCUCAUGACACUCAUUCUUCAGCGCCACCCUGCAGGGCCGUGGUUGGGCCCCAGACUGUGCACCCCACCCUCCCUCUCUGGGCCCUCGUCCGUCCACCAGCUGCUGCUUCGAUUAGAGAGCAUCCGGCCCACGUUGGGUCCCCCGUGCUUUCUCCUGCGCAAGAGUGGACAGUGUUCACCUGCAUGAGGGGCCAGAGAGAAGGAACAGGCUAUGGAGUUGGCUUUUUAUACCCGAAGUGCACGGGGUCGCUCGCCCACAGGGCUGCCUCAGAUUUUGUACACCCCCCCAAGCGUCCUCUGCGUGUGCGUGCCGUGUACGUGUGCGUGCGAGCGAGUGUGAACUCUUCGAGAAACAUGCAUUUUGGCACAAGACGUGUGACAUCACACACUUCAUUCGCUUUGAGGCCCUGCUUCAACCUUACGUGGUAGCCUUGUCCACCGAGGAAGGUCCGAGUGAAAGCCCAGAUUGCUCCUAUGUGAAGGGUCCCUUGCAUUCUUUUACUGUAAACAAACAAUGCCUUAAAUCGUGUCUUGUUUUCUGUUCUUAUGGGUGCUAUUCAUCUGGAAGGCCUGCUGUCUGGGCCCUGGGGUCCCUUCCAGGCCUUGUUGCUGUUGGCUCUUCUGAGACAGGACCCGGCUUUAGGACCAUGGACUGGGCUGGCCUGCUCGCUCCCUCCCACCCCUCCCUUGCAAGGUCUGAGAGCCCCUGUCUUCUCGCCCCGGACCAUGCCAGAGAGGGGAGUGAUGACACUUCCUCCCAGCUUCCCCAGAAGCACUCGGAGGCCGCUGUGCACCAGCCUCUCCCGAGGGCCAAGGCUUGCGCCCAUCACCUACUGCCAAGGCGGUGCCCCGCUGGGAUUCCCGGUUACGCUGGGGAGCUGAGUGACUCUGAGGCCUUAAGCUCCCCCAGUCUUGCCCCCAAACGCAGUCACCAGCAAGUUCUCCACAUCCAAGUCCAAGGGCACAAUUGUUGAUGGUCAUGGUGACGAGAGCGCCAAGCCCUGGGGAGUGCACGGUCCCAGCUCUGCGUUCGGUCAAGAGCUCUUCACGCGAACAAUGUCCUUUUAUCUGUCACUGUUUGUCUUAUUUUUAAGUGACUUUUAUUUUGCACAAAUACAUUUUUAUUCAAAAUAAUGAAUAAACAUUAGCUUUAUUUAUGGUAGCUUUAUCCCCAUAGCUUCUCUCUCCCCUUCCCUGACUAAUCUGGGUGUCUGAAUUCUGCGAAGGAAGCCCUGACCUGCUUUUCUGAAUUCCCUGGGUCCUCUUUGCUGUCACGGCCUCAGAGCUCGCGUCAGACCAGACAUCAAACCACCCUUAAGGAUUUCUGGGCAAGAUGCUUCAAAACAACAUCUUACCCAGUAAACGGUGAUAGGGAGAUUUAAAAACUACCAAAGGACCCACCACUGUCUUUUGACCAAAUGGUGACAGCUUUUCUGAAAAUUCCAGUAGUUGCCAUCGGUGUCUUAUUUUACGGUCGAGACUUAGUGUGCUCAGUAACUAGCCCUCCUUUGGAGCAAAGUCUAGAAUACUUCUGUGCCGGGAGAGACCCCAGAUGGUAAAGUCGGUGCUGUCCAACCUUAGCCGUGAGCGCUCCGCCUGCCGGCACACAGCCAGGGUCCGGAUGCGCCCGCCUAAGGCAUACCAGUGACCACUCAAAUUAGCAUCUAGAGGCUGAAAGAAGACCCCAAACACUCCAACACCUCUCACCUAGAACCAUUCAGGUUAACGCUUUAACCUACAUUGAACCUGAUUCUACCUGUUAAGAUUUUUUUAAGUCUUCUGUGUGGAUGGAAGCGUAAGGCUAGAAAAUCAGCCACUUAUUUCCCUUGGGUUUCUCCACUCUUCAACUGUCCUGGUUCUUCUCACAUGAAAUGCUACAGAUGUCAAUCCCACACCCUCGGAAUUUCAGGCUCCACUAAAUCAGAUCAUUUUCUGCGCUUUAUAAAAUCUUCUCCUCUUUCACAAAUGUUUCCUUCUGAGCUGAAUUUGAAAUAGCACAAUUGCAAUUGUUUUCAAAAUAUCUUGUCUUCUCACCCAUUGAGACGAGUCCCACACCCCCUCCUAGAAACAUUCUUAGCUUGGGUUCUGGAAGAAUCUGCUUAGACCUUGUUGGCAAAGGCCUUUCGGACGGGUAAGAACCUGGAACAUACGGGGAAAGUCCUGGAGACGGGCCGAGAGGCGCCUGGGCUCUCCCAGCAGGGACUUGGGGCCAAGCACGUAAGCGCUGAUUGUGUUGCCAGCAUUGGUCUAUCCCUCCAGCAGCUGGUGAGGAGGCCCCCCCGGCUGGGACAGAAGAGGCCAGGCACACACCCCAAAAGGAAGAAGUCCAUGGGUGGAUUCUCACCCUGGAGGGAGACGUUUCUGGUUUUUGCUCCUUGACUGUCCAUAACGCACAAAUGUUUGUGAGACCCUUGCAUGCAUAUGCUGGAUUUUUUUUUGUGUGUGUGCAAAUAGGCACCCCAGAAUGAAAAUGACAGAAUGCUUUCUGCAAAUUGUGGAAUAGGUAGUUGGUUUCAUGCCCUCAUCUACCUCCCCCUGGGGAUAAUUUUUGCUCCUCUUGGUUGGAAUGUGUCUUAGAACUCAAGGUCAGCCAAGUGCAUCCUGAAAACCGAAAUGCUUCAUGGAGGACUGAUUCCAUGGGGAGCAGAAGAAAUAAUAUUCUGAGUGUGCCCAGUGAGAGGGUGACUUCUCUUUUCUUUCCUGAAGAAGCCCAUUCGUCACCCAUUCUUGAAACCUAAAGAGGAAGAUACUUGAAGGCUUUCUGUUCAGGGGAGAACCCAUUCUCUCUUGCCAACUGAAUUUAUAAAGCAUUAUUUUCCCUACCGAGAUGGCCAGUAUUUUUUUCAUCGUCUUCCUCUCCCACCUCCCAAGCCCAAGACGUGUAUCUUUCAGGAUGCCAUUUUACAUGUGGAAAACAAUCCAUGAAAAUGGGAAGCCUUUCGAAAGCAGGGUCUGAUUUCAUUCCACAGGUGGAGUCUACAUCCACAUUACUGAUGCUUACAACAAGGUGAACGUUGCUAAAAACACAGCCUAACUUAUUUUGUGUGACAUCAUAAAUGACUUUAAUCAGCCCUACAUCAUACUGACAUGUUGGGUGAUUUCAUUUAUUAAAAAGGAAAAAAAAACUACAAGAAUCUCUUUGAAAUAACAUUCUCUGCACCAAACCACUCAUGCAUUCAUGCAUUCAUUCAUCCGUUCAUCCACAUCUGUGGUGAUGCUACCUGUGUGCCAGGCUCGACCCGGGAUAUACUGUAAAUGGCUGAGAACACGCAGACCGAUCCUUGUCCUCCUGGAGCUGACCACUCACCGAACAAAUAAUCCUCAACAUGGCAUCUCCUCUGGCAAGACCCUGCCUCUCUCCAAACACUGCGUUAGAAACCCCCUGCAGAUUCCUCCAGAAAGAUUUCAAAAUGCUCAACAGACUGGACAGCCUCUUGAUCUGUGAGUUCAGCUGCAGCGAGAACUAGAUGGAGUCAUCGUCCGAGAGGCUGGUUGGCGUGAACACCCAGGCCCAGAGCUAUGGUUGGGCAGGCUGCGGACUCGAGGUGGAACGGGAGACAAGGGUCAAAACACACAGUAUUUCCUUCCGAGGCUUUUUGGUUUUAAAUUUCAUGGCUAAAUGCAAGUACAGUAUGAGCAAGAGCUGCAUUUUUGGGGUGUUGAGGACUUGCACCAUGGACCACGUCGGAGUCCCAGGCUGCGCAAGCGUGUGGCCUGUGCACAGCCCCCAAAUCCCUGUUCACAGCAGCAACGCGAUGGGUCAUCUGUCCAUUCCAUAAUCAUUCAUCUCCUUCAUUUCUGAAGGACUACGACCAUUCAGCAGUGAAAUAUUAGUAAUUAAUUUAUUAGUAUGGUAUGAUCUUUAAUAAAUUUCGUGCCAAAAUGCAUGGUUUUUCAAUUAGCAUUCAAAAUGUUGCGUAGAGAGUAGUUUUCAAUUUCUUAUGUAUUCUUCAAAGUAAGUUGAAAAUCAGUUUCUACAUUUUAAUUCGUUUCUUGUUAAAUCUGUUGCACUCUCCUGGGCUGUCUUUUUUUUCCCCCUCCCCAGCAGAACCCCUGCAUGCAGUUGCGUCAGGACUUUCUCUUAAUUCUUGUGAAUUGUCUCACCCACAGUAACUGCUGAACAUCGGCCCCCUGUGGGAUUCUUUAGAUUUUUGGUGAAGUAUUUUGUUACCUCAGUCUUGUAUCAAGUUGCUGUAUUUUUCAGCUUGUUACACUGAUAAUAAUUGUUCACUAAUUAAAUACUUUAAUGUACAAACAUCUUUGUUUACUUUGAAAUUAAAUGUGUUUUCCAAUGAA